This is a messenger RNA of Spathaspora passalidarum NRRL Y-27907, 2142 nucleotides long. Its product is annotated as TFIIH/NER complex subunit. NCBI's taxonomy places the organism in Eukaryota, Fungi, Ascomycota, Pichiomycetes, Serinales, Debaryomycetaceae. The transcript has a single exon. Gene Ontology annotation, biological process: regulation of DNA-templated transcription; nucleotide-excision repair. The record is from RefSeq and is a predicted model, not a curated record. Gene Ontology annotation, cellular component: transcription factor TFIIH holo complex; transcription factor TFIIH core complex. Bases 25 to 1128 code for a protein of 367 amino acids.
CCCCCCUACCACCUACACAUACUGAUGGAGGCCAUAUCAGAGAGAGUAUUCACAGAACCUACAUCAUCAUCGGAGGCCAUAUCGGAUGAACCUUCUCUUCUCACUAUAAUCCUUGAUAUAUCUCCCUUGGGAUGGUACAAGUUACGCGAUCUCAUGACACUAGAAGAAAUGACCAAGAACUUGCUUGUCUUUCUCAAUGCACACUUGGCUCUUAACAACUCCAACCAGGUGGCUUUCAUAGCUAGUUCACCUAAGGGAUCGCGAUUCCUUUACCCAAACCCAGCAAAAAGUUAUCAAGAAGUGAAAGUACUGGAUGGUGCUACUUCUGCCAGAGAUUUUGUUAACAAGGGGAUGUAUCGACAGUUUAGAAUUGUCGACAAGGCCGUCUUGGAAGAAUUGAACGAGUUUCUAAAUGAGAUCAACAAAGACCAAGACGACACUAUGCUUGCAGAUCCUGCUUCUAAAUUAUCUGGUGCACUUUCCAUGGCACUUACAUAUACUAAUAGAAUGUUAACUUUGGAUCAAAGUAUAACUACCACCACCGCGUCCGCAAUUGCAUCAACCACAAGCUCCAGUGCAUCAGCAGCUAGCUCUACAGCUACGGGAGCUGGUGGAGCUAGUUCAGGCAGCUCGAGCACCUCCAUGAAAUCAAGGAUAUUGGUAGUUUCAGCAAAUGACGACAAUGACGUUAAAUAUAUACCUAUUAUGAAUACAAUCUUUGCAGCACAAAAGAUGAAAUUGUCUAUUGAUAUUAUUAAACUAGGGGACGAAGAGAAUUCGUCAUAUUUACAACAACCGUCCGAUGCAACCAAUGGUAUCUAUUUACACUUGACUGAUCCUCGAGGAAUUAUUCAAGUAUUAUCAACUGCAUAUUUUAUAGAACCAUCAUUAAGACCGUUCAUUAUCUUACCUACAAACUCCAAUGUCAACUAUCGCGCCAGUUGUUUCAUAACGGGUAAAGCCGUGGAUGUGGGAUAUGUUUGUUCCGUGUGUUUAUGUAUCAUGAGUAUUAUCCCUGACUCAAAGAAAUGUCCAACAUGCAAUUCCCAAUUUGAUGAAAGAAUAAUCCACCAAUUGACCAAGGAGCCUGAAGUGGUUAAAAAGAAGAGGAAAAUAGACAGCAAGUGAUUUAUAUACCUGUGUUGAUUAUAUCAAACUGGAAAUCCAGCGGAUAACUAUGAGCCCUGAUCAAAUGCUGCUCUCUCUCCGACAGAGAUACAAACAUAUCAGGACAAUUGGCAACUAAGCAUCUAUAUACCGCAUUACCUCUUUCAUGACUAAUUUGAAUGAAAGGAUUAUGAUACUCAUCAAUAUGUAGGUUCAAGUAAUGAUCGUUGGGGAAGUUCCGAUGGCACGUAGUGCAAACAUUAUCAUGAAAUGUAAUUAUAUGAUGUUCAUACUCAUUGUAGUUUUGAAACUUCUCAUCGCAAGGAGGUAACGUACAGGUAAUUGCAACAUGGUUGCUUCCACCAAUGUUGUUGUUGUUGUUGCUGUUCUCCUGCUCCUCCCGAGGUCUCUUUCUUUCCAUUAAAGAUAAAAUUUGCACUACAUUUUUUUUUUGGCAUAAUCAUAACUCAUUUUUAUAUGCAACUAUACAAGGGGAGGCUUAACUAUUCUCCAAUAUCUUCAUUCCAUUCUUCUGGUCUUUCAUCAAUGAACUUCUUCAUUAAUGCUUUACAUUCAGCAUCAUCUAAAUUGACAAUUUCAACACCUUCACUCUUCAAUACAUGUUCAGCACCAACAAAAUUAGCAUUUUCACCCAUCACCACUCUUUUAAUACCGUACAAUAAUACAGCACCAGUACACAUAUGGCAUGGCGAUAAUGUGGUAUACAUGGUACAGUCUUUAUAAACUUUUCCAGGUAAUCUUCCGGCAUUUUCAAGGGCUGAUGUUUCUCCAUGUAACGUAGCUGAACCCUUUUGAAUUCUUAAAUUGUGUCCACGACCGAGGACAGUGCCAUCUGAUGAGAUUAAUGCUGCUCCAAUGGGAAUUCCACCUUCCUCGUACCCUGGUUUGAGUUAGCAUAUGCAUACCAAAUAAGUUAAAGUAUCGUACAUACCCUUCUUUGCUUCUUCUAAAGCUAUUUGUAAACCUUUUUUAUCGUCAAAUGUCAUGAUAUUCGUAACCAAGGACGGGCAACUC